AGAAUUUGCUGAGCAUUUUUGUUCUCUCGCGACUUCUAGCUUUCUUCAAUUCAUGCCUCAACGACUUUAAAUUUUGAAUCCGACACGAGGCACGAGUUGAAACCGAAACAAAGCGACAUAAAGUGUUGAGAAAGAACAGAGUUUAAUCUCUCGAUAAAGAAAGACACGCGAGUUUAUCGAAAUCUGGUUAUAUGGCAUUAGUGAUCGUUUUGAAUCUUGUCUCAUAAAUUGUCCUACAGUCAGAUUCAUAUAAACAUUCGUAGAGAUGGACGAGGAGAACGUGUUACACGUAGAAAUAUGUCAACAUGCCAACAGUAUUUUAUCAAAAACCAUAAUUGAAGAGAGAGUAAAUGCCGAAUUACAAUUAUUGGACGAGAUUUCUCUUGAUGUUAUUUUGUAUGGUAAAGAUGCUACGAAUACAAUUAUAAAAGAUCACGUUGAAUCUAUGAUAUGCUCAUCUGACUAUGCAGAGAGAGGAAAGUUUAAAAUUCGUGGAGCUACCAUUAAAUAUUACAUUUAUAGACUGACACAAGAGGAUGCUGCCAUAGAAACAAUGAAAUGUGACUCUGACGAAUUGCCAGUUGCAGCUCACUGGUUAUUACCAGCACAAGAAUUUCACUACAUGUGGGAAAAUCUGUAUUAUGAUUGUGAUAUUAAAAAUAACUUAUUACGUUUCGUGGAGACUACAAUGUUAUUUUCUGAUCACGCUGUAAAUUCUAAUAUUAUAAGCUGGAAUAAAGUGGUUUUGUUGCACGGUCCUCCAGGUACAGGCAAAACUAGUAUGUGCAAAGCUCUCUCUCAGAAAGCUGUCAUUCGUAUGGGAGAUCGCUUUACCCAUGGAAAAUUUAUAGAGAUCAAUAGCCACAGCUUAUUUUCAAAAUGGUUCUCAGAGAGUGGAAAACUUGUUAUGAAAUUGUUCGACGAAAUAAAGAAUUUGGUUCAAGAUGAAAAGGCACUGAUAUGCAUAUUAAUCGACGAGGUAGAGUCACUAGCUCACGCACGUAAAUUAUGCAGCAACGGAACUGAACCAUCUGAUUCUAUACGCGUUGUGAACGCCCUACUUACACAGUUGGAUCAAAUAAAACGAUAUCCAAAUGUUUUAAUUUUGACAACAAGCAACAUGACGGAAGCUAUAGAUCUUGCGUUUGUCGAUCGAGCGGACAUCAAGCAGUAUCUCGGAUAUCCAUCCGAAGUUGCUAUUUACAAUAUUUAUCAUUCGUGCCUGAAGGAAUUAAUGAGGACUGGAAUUUUGGAAAAAGAAGAGAUACAUGACAUAUCGCAGUUAAAAGUACUUGGAUACUCAGAAUAUGCAGAUACUAAGAAUAGUCUAAAACUGUUAGAAUUGAGCCGCGAGAGUGAAGGCUUAACUGGUCGUACAUUACGAAAAAUACCAUUUUUGGCGCAUGCUCUUCAUAUAUCUACGAACAAAAUAACACUGCCCAAAUUUCUGAAAGCUAUGCAUUCAGCUAUUCUGAAACAAGAUCAGCAAGAAAACGAUUUGCAGCAAUCAUGAACAAAUUAUUCCUCUUCUAUUUACUGUAAUACUAUUUUAUAUAUAUAUAUAUAUAUAUAUAUAUAUAUAUAUAUAUAUAUAUAUUUAAUAAUACGUUUUGUCUAAUUUAUUUUCGUAUAUAUAAUAAACGAUUGUCAUAAAAAAAAGAUGCUUAUUCUUUGUUUGAGCCAUUUA
Messenger RNA from Solenopsis invicta (red fire ant), 1687 nucleotides. RefSeq names its product pachytene checkpoint protein 2 homolog (gene pch2). Gene Ontology annotation, cellular component: nucleus; chromosome. Gene Ontology annotation, biological process: reciprocal meiotic recombination; meiotic recombination checkpoint signaling. Gene Ontology annotation, molecular function: ATP binding; ATP hydrolysis activity. The record is from RefSeq and is a predicted model, not a curated record. The transcript is spliced from 6 exons. The coding region runs from base 266 to 1513 and encodes 415 amino acids. NCBI's taxonomy places the organism in Eukaryota, Metazoa, Arthropoda, Insecta, Hymenoptera, Formicidae.